Messenger RNA from Tachyglossus aculeatus (Australian echidna), 925 nucleotides. RefSeq names its product Fas associated via death domain (gene FADD). Gene Ontology annotation, molecular function: protein binding. NCBI's taxonomy places the organism in Eukaryota, Metazoa, Chordata, Mammalia, Monotremata, Tachyglossidae. The transcript is spliced from 3 exons. Gene Ontology annotation, biological process: signal transduction; regulation of apoptotic process. The coding region runs from base 40 to 612 and encodes 190 amino acids. The record is from RefSeq and is a predicted model, not a curated record.
CUGCAAGGCCACCCGAAUAGUACCAGGAAGACUGCCAUUAUGGAUCCAUUUUUAUGCUUAUUGCAUAAAUUCGCCAUGAAUUUAAAGGAAAGUGAAAUUGCUAGCAUCAAGUUUUUGAGCGGACCAAAAGUUGGAAAAAAAAAACUACAAGAGGUCCAAAGUGGAAUCGAUCUUUUCACCAUUCUGAUGGAACAAAAUGAAAUCUCCAGAAGCAACGUUGACUUCCUUAGGGAGAUGUUCCAAUCACUUAAAAGGGAAGAUCUGUUGGCUGACUUGGACAAGUUUGAAAAAUAUGGAUCUGAUACCGAAGAUCUACUAGACCCAAGGGAAAGGGAGCGACUGAGUGCAGCAUUUGAUAUUAUAUGUGAGCAUGUGGGAAGAGAAUGGAAAAAGCUGAUUCGCACCCUUGGAGUUACCGACACCAAAAUUGAUAGCAUUGUUUAUGCACACCCUUAUGACAUGACGGAACAAUUCAGGCAGUGCCUCAAAGCCUGGCAGAAUAUAAAGAGGAACGAAGCAAAUGUUUCUCACCUGUUCGAAGCCCUUCGCAAAUGUAAAAUGAACCUGGUGGCCGAUAUUCUCAGUGAGAAGCUUCAAGCGAUGGAACAAUAAAAUGGAGAAGAACAAAUUCAGGAACAAAAUCAGAAGAAAAAAAACUAUGAAUUCCGACAGCAUCUUCUUGCAGGUGUUAUUCUGUAUUAUAUAUUGCAGGGUCUGAUUUUAGCACUUACCUGCUAUUGCUUUCUUACCCAUAUUUCUUGCCAACUCAUGGAAAGACGUAGGAUUAUCAAGACAUCAGUAUUUUUUUGUUUAUAAAAUGGGAAAUCUUUCUAUGUCCCCUUUCACUCAAUGAUUGAUCAGUGGUGUUUAUUGAGUGCUUACAGUGUGCAGAGCACUGUGCUAAACACUUGGAGAGUACAGUACA